Daucus carota subsp. sativus is the source of this 1807-nucleotide messenger RNA. RefSeq lists its product as uncharacterized. The transcript is spliced from 15 exons. The record is from RefSeq and is a predicted model, not a curated record. NCBI's taxonomy places the organism in Eukaryota, Viridiplantae, Streptophyta, Magnoliopsida, Apiales, Apiaceae. The coding region runs from base 180 to 1532 and encodes 450 amino acids.
GAUCAUAACAAACUGGGAAUCGGGUUGAAAACGCCCGUUAAUCUCAGAAUAUUCAGUCCCUUUGCCGUUGAAAUACACGAACGUAUACAAAGUCACAACACCUCGGGGAAUAGAAAGCGCGAUUCGCUGCUGCUGCUGUUUCCGAUUGCGAAUAGAAGCAGGGUUGAUUUGGGUUGUGAAUGGCGUCAAACGUAGCAGUAGCUGUUGUGCUGGGAAGCCUACUAGCUUUGUGGAGUUGUUCAGUCUUUGCAGCAUUACCAGAUUCAGACACAACAUUCGAGGACAAUGACAAACAUCUCGUCAACCAACUCCAUCUCCUCAACUCCAAUCUCGCCCUUUUAGAAUCAAGGGUUGACGAAAGAGUGCAUGAAUUGAAGCUCAAGGAUGAGAAUAUCGAGCAGCUGGAGAGUAUCAUUCAAGAGAAAUCAACCAGUGUCAAUUCUUUGAAAAACCAAGUCAAAUCACUCCAGGAAGGAGGAUCUUUGGAUGCCAAAUACAAGCUGGUAGAGGCCACUGUACGAGCUGGAGACCUUGAGAAGCAGGUUGACAGCCUUAAGAAGGAACUAGAGACUCAAACCAAAAGAAAAGCAGUCCUGGAAUCCCGUGCAAACUUGGCUGAGAAGAAAAUCCAGGAUCUAAACCACAAACUUGAGAAUCUCCAAAGAAUAAAUGUUGAACAGAAGAACAGGAUUCUUAAAACUGAGCAUGCUAUCCAAGUGGCUGAGGAGGAAAUGGUUAAAGCUAAAUCGGAGGUUGCUGACUUUUCCAAGGAAGUGAGGGAGGUUCAUGAAUCAUGGAUUCCACCAUGGCUUACAGUUCACCUUGCCAACUCUCGGACAUCUUUAAUCACUCUAUGGAAUGAGCAUGCAAGACCAGCUCUUGAAAAGACGAGUCAGACGGCCCUUGAUAAGAAGGUUGAGUUUGAGUAUUGGCUGGCACCUCACAUUGAAAUUGUUAAGACAAUGGGUAACUUUUCUGUGUUAAAGCAUUGGGCUCCUACUGUCAAGGAAAUGUGGUCUGCAUUUGUAACUAACAUCGGACCUAAUGUGCAAUUACUUGCUGAGAAAACUGUCGAGAUAUAUUAUUCAUCCAAGGAAAUUAUUGGACCUCAUGUUGCUGUAGUACAGAAGGCUAUUGAUUCCUACCUUAAGGAAGUAGAGCAAUUCUCAAGGCCAUAUGUAAAUUUAGUUUCAACAACAGUGAAACCUCAUGUCGAUAAGGCACAGGUUAUCUUCAAGCCCUACACAAAAAAGGUCCUUCGAGGAUACCGGAAGUUUAUGAAGGCUGUUGCUGUAUAUCACCGUCAGGUUCGAGCUGUAAUUCAGGAAUUUUUACAAAGCCAUGAUAUUACGAAGGCAGUUGCUACCAAAGAGAUUGUUUGGUAUAUGGCCUCUGCUUUGAUGACUCUUCCAGUUGUCAUCAUUUUCAAUUAUAUAUCAGCAAUAUUCAGUAAAAAACCCAAGAAGCGUGCUCGUCACUCCCACUCCAACCACACACGACGAAGGGCUAAACGCGCACAUUCUGAUAAGUGAGAGUGAAAAAGAUAACAAUGUAUAAUAUAUCAAGUUCAAGGUAUCUUUGACAGAAAGAGUUGCUCCAUUUUUCGUGGUAAUCCAACUUGUUUUUGACUUCAUUGAAGUAACAGAAAGCAGAUCUCCUGUUUCGUUUGGAAUCACACCAUGAAGAAAGGGGAGGGGGGCAUACAUUACGUUUGAAGUUGAAUGUCUAGAAUGAAAUCUGACAGUGGCUUAAAUUCUUACUUGGACAAGAUAAAGUUCAAUCCUAUCCCUGUCUCCGAUUUUUAUGA